UAUUGUGUUUUUUGAAUUUGCUGUUGUGUUUUGCACUUCAGGGCCACCGUAGGGAUGGGCUUUUUGUGACUAACAUAGCAACAGUGCUGCAUGACCACCGGUGCUCUGUGACAGCUGGGUCCAUUUGAACUGACAGGCGGGUUCUGGAGCUCCAUUGGCCGACAAAGUCAUCCAUCCCGGGGAGGAGAUCCGCCCAUUGUCCCUGUCGCGGCAUGGGGGGGAAGCCUUUGAAGUCACGAGGGGGCGGUGCUGGAGGAAAAAAAAAAUAUGCCAUGUGGUGUUCAAAAGCUGCGCUGUGAUUGGACCAGAGUGAGAACAAGGUCAACGCCCAUUUCGUGAAGGGAUCGCCUCUCUGAUUGGCUCAAUCCGCCACCCUAGAUUCGCCGCGUUUUGCGCGUUCACGCUCCGAUUCUCCCUCGCGAGUUACGUCGACGGCGUCAACCCCUUUCCCCACCUCUUUACGUGACCGGCUGAGCGUUUACGCAAAGUGCGUAAGCGACAAAAAAAAAAAAAAAAACCUAUGGGGAAGGAAUAAAAAAAAUUCAGUUAUCGUCGCACUCUUCUGCUUCACAUCUCAUUUUAAAAAAGAGGUCGCCACACCGGGACGGUUUAAAAAAAAAAAAAAAAAAAAACGAAAAAAAAAAAAGACACGGACGUUUAACGGUUACAACGGUUACAACGGCCGCCGCUGAAGACGAAGCAGACCGUGGCAACUGGCAGAUUUUUCCGUUGGACCGUAUAGCGAGGGGGGAGCCGCCAUGGCAGUCGGAUCAUUGAGCCUCCACAUCGGGAUAUGAAGAGGGGGCUGCAUGCGUGAACCGAACCGGAUCAACCCCGCAUCCGUUUCUCUCUCUCUAUAUAUAUUUAUACUUUGAAAAAAUAUAUAGGUUUUAACCGUGGUGGCCCGCAGGGAGAGGCCAGAUUCAUGACUGUUUCAGCCGGAGACGUGUCUUCAAAGGCCCGCUGAGAGAAAACUGGAUUAUAAAGGAGUGAAUGAUGCUGUGAUCGAGCUUUUAUUGAGCUUUAUUAGGCGAUAAGACUUGAGAGAGAGAGAGGAAAAAGGAAAAGAAAAGAGGAGGGAGCUCUCUCUUUCUUUCUUUCUUUCUUUCUUUCCUUACAGUGUGAUUCAUUUGCUGUCAUUUUUGUAUUAUUUUUUUUUUUGGUGUGUGUGUGUGUGGAUCGAUCAGUCCUGCUGUUUUAAGCAAGUCACAGUCAAAAAAAGAGAGACAGAGAGAGAGAAAUCCAAAAAAAAGAAGAAGAUUGGAUCAUGUCGGGUCGGCCCAGGACCACAUCCUUCGCGGAGAGCUGCAAACCAGUGCCGCAGCCUUCAGCUUUCGGCAGCAUGAAAGUCAGCAGGGAUAAAGAUGGCAGCAAGGUAACAACAGUCGUAGCCACUCCAGGCCAAGGCCCUGACCGGCCACAGGAGGUGAGCUACACGGACACUAAGGUCAUCGGGAACGGCUCGUUCGGCGUCGUCUACCAGGCUAAGCUCUGCGACUCCGGAGAGCUGGUGGCCAUCAAGAAGGUCCUGCAAGACAAGAGGUUCAAGAACCGCGAGCUGCAGAUCAUGAGGAAGUUGGACCACUGCAACAUCGUCCGUCUGCGCUACUUCUUCUACUCCAGUGGAGACAAGAAAGAUGAAGUGUAUCUGAACUUGGUUCUGGAUUACGUUCCCGAGACUGUCUACAGAGUGGCCAGACACUACAGCCGAGCCAAGCAGACUCUGCCCAUGGUUUAUGUCAAGUUAUACAUGUACCAGCUGUUCAGGAGCCUGGCCUACAUCCACUCGUUUGGGAUCUGUCAUCGGGACAUCAAGCCCCAGAAUCUGCUGCUGGAUCCAGAGACCGCCGUGCUCAAGCUCUGCGACUUCGGCAGUGCUAAGCAGCUGGUCCGCGGAGAACCUAAUGUGUCCUACAUCUGCUCCCGCUACUAUCGAGCCCCCGAGCUCAUCUUCGGUGCGACCGACUACACUUCCAGCAUAGAUGUUUGGUCGGCCGGCUGCGUGCUGGCAGAGCUGUUACUAGGACAACCAAUCUUCCCCGGGGACAGUGGAGUAGAUCAAUUGGUUGAAAUUAUCAAGGUUCUCGGCACCCCGACCCGAGAGCAGAUCCGCGAGAUGAACCCCAACUACACUGAGUUCAAGUUCCCCCAGAUCAAGGCACACCCUUGGACUAAGGUGAGUCAACAGGUGUUCAGGCCGCGCACGCCUCCAGAAGCCAUCGCUCUUUGCUCUCGCCUGCUGGAGUACACGCCCACGGCCCGCCUCACCCCUCUAGAGGCCUGCGCACACUCCUUCUUCGACGAGCUGCGCGACCCCAACGUCAAACUGCCCAACGGGAGAGAGAAGCCCUCGCUCUUCAACUUCACCACCCAGGAGUUAUCCAGUAAUCCCUCUUUGGCCUCCAUACUCAUCCCUGCCCACGCCCGCAGCCAGGGCGCCGCCUCUACCCCAACCAACGCCUCUGCCACCACAGAUGGAAGCAGCACAGAGCGAGGUCCCAGCACCACCACCGCCUCUGCCUCGGCCUCCAACUCCACCUCCUGAGCCCCACACACACGCCGCCCCGCCCUGCCCCCGGUCUCAGCCCCAAAGCCCCACGGCCUCUCCAUUGCCCCGGCCCAGGGGGUGAGCUCCGCUCAGCUCAGCUCCGCUCAGCUCUGCUCUGCUCUGCUCGCCUCCCUGACAGCAGCGGAGCGAUGCUGACGCAGUCCGGGUUCAACAGCUAGCCAACAAGCCCCCCCCCUCUUCCACCACCUCCACCUCCUCCUCCUCCUCCAACCGCCCCGUUGCCACGACCACCGAACAUCCCCCGAUCUGCCUCUUUUACCCCUGACUUGGCCCCCACCCUUCAUCCAGCUGUUUGAACUCUACUCCAUCCUCCGUCAAAAGACAUCCCUCCGUGCCCCUUUCGACGGGCAAAGCGAAGCGCAGGGCCAGAGGUGUUGUCAACUGUACUAUUGAUAAAAGUACACUGUACAUGUAUACACAAUGCUAGCCUGCUAAUGUUUGUAAGAGGACAAUCUGUAGAAAAAGUCCUAAGCUGUUCCCUCUCUCCUUAUCUGGCCUCCUUCCCUCUGUCCUCCACGUCCUUCCAUUUUUCUGCAACCUCCAUCCUUUUUGUCUCCCAUCCUUCUUUCCUUCCUUCCUUCCUCCCCUCUUGGUUCCUCCUGUAGUGCAUGGCCUGAGUAUGGUUAGGAUCACCCGAGGGUCACCUCCACCCACCCCCCUACCCAACCUCACCCUCUCACUUCUCACCUCCACUUCCGCAGACAAGGCAUGAGGCUCACGCACGGGUAUACACACACACAUACACACAUCAACACACACUCUCACACUCACACACACACACGGAUGCAUGAUGAUCCUGAUGUAUGUUGGAAAGAAUGAAGCAGUCCCACCCGCGACAGGGGGGGGAGGCGCGGUAACGUUUGGACAGGGUUGUCUUUAUGUUUUUAAACGGUUAGCGGAGCUGUUUUACUCGACCUUGUUUUUAAUUUUCUCCUCGUUUUUUUUUGUUUUGUUUUUUUCGGGUCGCCACGUGCGACGGAUGUGACGCGUAUCCGGUCCUGUGUGCUUGUAUAAUAUUAUACAUACAAAAUACAAAAAAAACAACAAACAAAACAUGCAUACAUACACAGUUUAUAUAUUACUUUUCCUUCUGUAUAAAAAGUAUAUAUAGAUAUAUGUAUAUUAACUACAAUGGUUCAGAAAUCAUUUAUGGUGAGCUCAUAUCUGGCGGAGCACUGGCAAUAUUUGCCGCUGCCUGAAGACAAAUAGAUUUAGAUAAGGUGGUGUGUUUUUUUGUUUUGUUUUUGUUUUUUUUGUUCUUCUUUCUUUCAGCCGGAGUGUUGUCAGAUUCCGGCGCUCGCUCUUCCUCGUCCUCCUGCGUUCAUCCGUAUUAAGGCUGUAGAUGGAUUUAGAGCAUCGCUCUAUCUCCCACCCCCCCGACCCGGUCUGUCUGUAACUUCCCGUGGCGGUGCAGUGUCUCUCUCUCUCUCUGCCCUUCUCUUUCUCUCUCCUGUUUCUUGUGAAGAUGUCUCCCCCUCCAUCCCUUUCUUCGGACUCGUCGCAAAGUCAGGUGGUGUUCGGCUUCAUCCCGCGGACUUGUCUCAUGUGUUGUGACCACUGACUGAAGUGUUAGUGUAGCCUCCCUUCCUUCCUCCACUCUCUCUCUCUCUCUGCCGCACAUAGAGCCACUCGGUACAGUCUGUCGAAGCGUCUUAUUUACAGAGAAUACUCACUACAUUUUAAAAAUAAAAAGAGAAAAGAAAAAGAAAAAAGCAGAAUUUGUAUAUACAUUAUAAAAAAAAAGAAAAGAAAAAAUGCUCCUCACCAAAAUUCUGACUUGUAUGAAUUGUAUGUUGUUGGGUUUUUUUUUUUUAUGUUUUUUUGUUUUGUUUUGUUUUGUUUUUUUUCCAUGUUGUGUUCAAGGUAUGUAUAUAUGCAGACCCAUGUACUGUUUAUGAGCAAAAACAAAGACGACAAAGGUUUAGGGAACGGAAAAAGAUUUUAAAAAAUCAAAAUAAAUAAAAAAAAACAAAAAAACAAACAGUAUCAGGGCAGAAACUGAUGUUGUUUUUAUGGAUAUUGUAGAUGGUGAUGAUCAGCUUUAUCCAGCCAUAUGUUCAAUCUUACCUGUACAGUACAGUAGAUGACAGCUGUAUUAUUGUAACAAGAACUAGUCAUGUAUAGUGUAAUUAUAGUUUGGAGUGCCUUUGCUUUCAUACACCUUCGCCUUGUUUCCCAGCCAUCAGCGCCCACCCACCCACCUUCUCGCCCUCUCCAUCCUUCCCUCCUGAUAUUGUGACUCUCCCUUUGGUGCUGUUGAAUGGUCCUGCUUAUCCUGCAACACACACACACACACACACACUUCUUCCACUUGAUUUCAUCCGCUCACACCUCCUCUCCUCCUCCCUCCCUCGUCGUCAUCGCACACUUUAAUGUAAAAAAAAAAAAUAUACAAGACAAUGUUAAUUGUAAGAAUAAUUCUACCUUGACGAGUGUUUUAUUUUAGAUGUUUUAUCUCACACACACACACACACAUGUGCACACACAAUAACAUGUCAUACCACUGUCCUGGCACGGACUCCGGGGCAUGAAGUGGGUAAAAGUGUGUGGCGGCGGCGGCCGGGGGGGGCGGAGGAGGAAGGAGGUGAUGUCGACGGCCUCAUAUACUGUAUAUAUACAGUACAGUCUCUGUAUUACUCACAGUGUUGGUUCUGUUACCAAAGCCAAACUAAGAUGUAGUUGUGAUGAGCCAUCCUCAGAGGCAGUCGUGUUCUGUCUCUCUCUCUCUCUCUGGAUAUUUUGUUGUUGCUCUGUCCUCUCUGCUCGUUCUCCUCCCUCAGACUUCAGUAGCACCUAAAGGGGGUCGAGUCAUGUAGCCUCUCUCUCUCUUCUCUUUGUCUCCUCCUUGCUUGCUGUAAUUUUGCAUUCAUGAAACGUGUUGCUACCACCAAGACAGUUUGACCUCCUCACCCUUUACCUCCUCCUUCCUCCUUCCUCCUCCUUCCUCCUAACUCCAGUUCAAUAAAAACACCACGACGGUUACCAAAAAAGAAGACGAGCACGUAUGCUGGUAUAAAAUAUUAUAUAUCGGCAUGUGUGCUACCUGGGGUUAAAGAAAAGAGAAAAAAAUCAUUGAAAAUACUACAAAAAACAUCCUGUAUAACAGUACUACUACUUGAAUGCCUCUGUUUGUGACUGAAAUUUUUAUUUCAUUUUUUUUUCUUUUUGUUUUUUUUUGUUUGUUUAUGUUUUUUGUUUUUUUUGUUCUGUGAAGGUAUGCUAAAUGUGCACCUCUGUAAAUAUUCCCUCUGCGUGCUCUGAGGAAUAGUUCCCUGGUACUGUAAUUUGCAUUAAAUAAAGAGUAGGAUAGCCUGGAAAUGAUCAAGCA
Messenger RNA from Larimichthys crocea (large yellow croaker), 5897 nucleotides. It is a transcript of the gene gsk3ba, whose product is annotated as glycogen synthase kinase 3 beta, genome duplicate a. The record is from RefSeq and is a predicted model, not a curated record. Gene Ontology annotation, molecular function: ATP binding; tau-protein kinase activity; beta-catenin binding. Gene Ontology annotation, biological process: insulin receptor signaling pathway; regulation of neuron projection development; negative regulation of canonical Wnt signaling pathway. Gene Ontology annotation, cellular component: axon; cytoplasm; nucleus. NCBI's taxonomy places the organism in Eukaryota, Metazoa, Chordata, Actinopteri, Sciaenidae. The transcript is spliced from 11 exons. Bases 1268 to 2545 code for a protein of 425 amino acids.